Olea europaea var. sylvestris is the source of this 1453-nucleotide messenger RNA. RefSeq names its product B3 domain-containing protein Os01g0905400-like. The transcript has 4 exons. NCBI's taxonomy places the organism in Eukaryota, Viridiplantae, Streptophyta, Magnoliopsida, Lamiales, Oleaceae. The record is from RefSeq and is a predicted model, not a curated record. Gene Ontology annotation, molecular function: DNA binding. The coding region runs from base 583 to 1194 and encodes 203 amino acids.
AUUUAAUUGAUACGCACACUAGCAAAGAGUUCUACUGAUUACUGAUCUAAGUAAUAUUGGACAAAAGUUGGUAUAACAUUAAACACGUUUUGAUUCAAAUUUUUUAUUAAUAUUUAUGUCCCCAUUAAAAUCCUGACUCCUCCCUGGUCCCCGAUCAUUCCAAUAUAAGUUGUCUCAAUUGAAGGCUAGUGACAUUCAAAUGGCUGAAAAACAGGAAGAUCAUAACAGUGGCCAUUCUGUUGGUUUUCAUUCUGGAAUUUCUCCAAAAGACUGCUGAAAAUAGUAUGAGUAAUGGCAUGUGGAAUGUGCUCUCUAAUUUUUUGAUUUACGAGAAAAACAAUGCAGAUCUAUGUAGUCAGUUCAAGUGUUAUCUUGUUAUCCACAUCUUUCUUCCUUUAUUUUCUUUUGAAACUAUUUGCUCAUCUAUAAAUUAGGUGGCAAUAGUGUUAUUUAUUUUUUAAUUACUUUCAUCUAUUUAUCUAGUUAAUAAGAAUUUGUAGUUAGUGUCACUCCGUCCAUUGUGUUUACGACCUCAUCUAACAGCUUAAGCCCUUAGACAAGGGAUUCAUUUAUUAUUUCUAUAUGCUCUCUCACUCAUGUGCAGACCAAAUUGAUUUUUUCACUAAAGACCUUUGUGCAUUUUUUUUCAUAAAUGGACAGGAGCAAGACUUGAAUGGAGGUGGACAAACAGUCUGUGUUAAGAAAGAACCAGUCAAGAUGGGAAAGGUAGAUUUUGGUCGUCAUAAAAAAUCAAGUGGAAAAGAGCAAAACAAAGGAAUCAAAUGUGCUCCAAUGCCUUUUCGAGCUGUGAGAAAUAUCAACAGCAUUGUAAAAACUGAAUCUGAUAUGCAAUCUGCUUUGGUCCCAUGUGUUGCAGCCAAUCCCAUUUUGGUGGAAGUGAAAUGCCUAUCUUACGUGGAAUUGUCGACAUUUCUUCCACCAUUUGAAGGAAGAAACGAGGGAGGAAACUCGCAGCUCAUCUUCCUUAGAGAUUCAGUUGGCAGACUCUGGCCAGUUCUGUGCACUGUAAUAUUGGAUGUUACAGCACUUGUAGAUGGAUGGCAACAAUUUUGUCAGAAAAACGAUAUUCGGCUAGGUGAUUUAUGUAAACUUAAAUGUGAAAAUAGCGAUCAGCGCAUCUAUGGGGUCGACGUUGACGUAUCAGCAAAUCAGUUGGCUAAACUAAAUUUCUAGAAGCUGGAGCAGUGGUCAUUUGCUUAUUUUCUAAACCGAAUUUAGUCUAUUUGUUUAGAUAACUUUAUUUUUAUUUUCUUUUAGGUAAAAAAGUUACUUUCUAAAAGUAGAGUUUAGUCUUAAUAUGUUCACCGGCAAACAAAUUCAAAUUUUUUGAAACUUAGCCAAACGUGCACCUUGAUCUAGGCCUUCUUAUGAUCUUUCUGUAUUCUUUCUUCAAACUUUAAUCUAAUUCCAUUGUGAAAACUUAUUCCUUAAA